Messenger RNA from Solanum stenotomum, 591 nucleotides. RefSeq names its product mannosyl-oligosaccharide 1,2-alpha-mannosidase MNS1-like. Gene Ontology annotation, biological process: carbohydrate metabolic process; N-glycan processing. The transcript is spliced from 3 exons. Lineage: Eukaryota; Viridiplantae; Streptophyta; Magnoliopsida; Solanales; Solanaceae. The record is from RefSeq and is a predicted model, not a curated record. Gene Ontology annotation, molecular function: calcium ion binding; mannosyl-oligosaccharide 1,2-alpha-mannosidase activity. Gene Ontology annotation, cellular component: Golgi membrane; endoplasmic reticulum. The coding region runs from base 139 to 576 and encodes 145 amino acids.
CUAUUUAUUCCCGUAGAAGUCCAGUGACUUGGUCUUGUUGUUCGUUCGUUCGUUCGUUCGUUCGUUCGUUCGUCUUCUCCCCCAAAACCCAAUCGAUUCGGUCUGCAUCGAUCGAUCUGCACUUUGAUCUACUGUGGAAUGGCGAGGAGUAGAUCGUCUUCCACUGUAUGGCGUUACAUAAAUCCGGCUUACUAUUUGAAACGACCUAAGCGCCUUGCCUUGCUCUUCAUUGUUUUCGUUUUUGCAACCUUCUUCUUUUGGGAUCGACAAACUUUACUCCGUGAUCACGAGGAAGAGAUCUCUAAGUUGAAUGAAGAAGUGAUACACCUGCGGAAUCUGCUGGAAGAAUUGAAGAAUGGUGCAGACAUGUCAGUUGAAAAAAAGAAAUAUAGUGGUGAAGGUGGUCAGGCGAUGAAGAAUAUGGACUCACCAGAUAAUAUCCUCGAUGCUCAGCGAAGAGAGAAAGUAAAAGAUGCUAUGCUUCAUGCUUGGAGCUCUUAUGAAAAAUAUGCAUGGGGCCAUGAUGAACUACAGGUUUGGAUGUUACUUCUAAUACGUUAUUUUUUAAGUUGUUAAUAUUGCCUUUGUUUU